Myxocyprinus asiaticus (Chinese sucker) is the source of this 2728-nucleotide messenger RNA. RefSeq names its product regulator of G protein signaling 9b (gene rgs9b). The coding region runs from base 180 to 2159 and encodes 659 amino acids. Gene Ontology annotation, biological process: G protein-coupled receptor signaling pathway; intracellular signal transduction; regulation of G protein-coupled receptor signaling pathway. The transcript is spliced from 19 exons. Lineage: Eukaryota; Metazoa; Chordata; Actinopteri; Cypriniformes; Catostomidae. The record is from RefSeq and is a predicted model, not a curated record.
CAUACACAGGUUUACCUACAUGAGCGGAGCGGUUAACUUACACAGCCAUCGUCUUUGUGUGCAUUAAUGAUGAUUAUUGAUUAGACAUAGCCAACGAUAGUGCUAUUACCUAUAGAGUGUUUACACUUUCAUUCUCUAACUACGACCGUCGACAGACUGUGCGGUGUGAAGAAGCAAAUAUGAUCAUUAGGAAUGUAAGGGACCAUGGCCAGCGUUACAGACCGCGUAUCGCAUGCCUGAAGAAGAUCGAGGCUGUGGUGUUGGAGAUGCAGGACCCCAAGACUGGUGUGAAAUCUCAGACCCAGAGGCUUGUUAUCACCACCAUCCCACAUGCCAUAACAGGGGAAGACAUUGUUGCAUGGAUUGCUAAUCGAUUCAAAAUUGAUGCCUUGGAGGCCAGAGCUAUGGGUACCAUGAUGGUGGCUUUUGGGUACAUCUAUCCACUACAGGAUCAUAAAAGACUUAUCCUUAAACCAGACACAUCUCUGUAUCGCUUUCAGACACCAUAUUUUUGGCCUGCACAGCAAUGGCCAGUUGAGGACACAGACUUUGCUAUUUAUUUGGCAAAGAGAAAUAUACGCAAGAAAGGGAUGUUGGAGCUAUAUGAACAGGAACAGUACAACAACCUUUACAAAUGGAUGAAUCACAAGUGGGAUUUUAUUGUAAUGCAGGCCAAAGAGCAGUACAGGGCGGGAAAGGAGAGGAAGAAGCCAGAUCGAGUGGUUUUUGACUGUCAGGAACGGGCCUACUGGGUUGUACAUCGACCACCACCAGGGACAGUUAGUGCCAUGGACUAUGGACACGACAGGAUGGUCGACCCCAAUGUGGAGGAGAAAGAAACAUAUGACUACUACAGAAGAAUUAUUAUGUUCACUCAGCAGUGUAUUAUGAGGCCAAGGGUGAAGUCAUCUGUAUCAAUUGGAGCACUUGUGAAGUACACGGCAACAUACAAAGAGCACGACCCCUUUCUCCAUGCCUGCCUCCCAAGCAACCCCUGGUUAACAGAUGAUGUUACAUAUUGGACCAUCAACAUGCCAAAUGUUGAGAUCCCCACUAGAAUGAGGGUGGAACGCUGGACUUUCAGUUUUGGAGAAUUGCUUUCUGAUUCUCGAGGAAGGGCUGAUUUCCGUCUCUUCCUUAAGAAGGAGUUCAGUGGUGAGAAUCUUGCCUUCUGGGAAGCGUGUGAGGAUCUGAAAUGGGGUGCUGCAGAGACAAUGAAAGAAAAAGCUCAGCAGAUCUAUAAGACCUUUUUGGCUCGUGGGGCUCCUCGAUGGAUCAACAUUGAUGGCAAAACCAUGGACAUAACAGUCAAGGGUUUGGCACACCCUCAUCGCUAUGUUUUGGAUGCUGCCCAGACUCAUAUUUACAUGCUCAUGAAAAAGGACUCAUACGGACGAUAUCUUAAGUCCCCAGUGUUCAAGGAGACUCAGAGGAGGGCCAUUGCUCCUGAGGCACACAGAUUUAGUGAGGUCCAGUUGGAGCAGAAUGCCAAGAGACGGCGGCCCAGCCUGAGUCCCAUCGUUCUGAAACAGCAGGAGGAGGAACAGAAGAAAAAACUCGCAGCAAGUGGCCCGGUGGACAUUACACAGCUCUGCCGGUUCACAGCCCCUGUGCCUCACCUAGCAGUGUAUACAGGUAUUUGUGAAGCCCAGUCCACUGCCUCCCCUGGCCUCAUGACCCUUCCCAACAGUGCUGCCUGUCCCUCUCCCAUCAGUGUGGCAAUCGACAGUACUCCAGCCUCAGAAAGGAGGUUUGAUGGCAAUGGAGGGCCUUCUUCCUCCCAUUUCCCAUCCAUUGCAGAGGCAUCAGUAUCAGAGGAAGAGAACCAGCCACCUGCCCCUAAGUCUCGUGUAGCUCUGUCACUAAGCAGACUCCUCCGCAGAGGAUGCAAUGCCCAAUCUGUCUUUGCCAGCCUUUCCCCAAAAUGUGCAGUGACUUCAGGGGGAGGGAAAGUCCAGCCACUUGGAGUGGAGCCGCUUGCACAACCCAGAAGAAUUGCAAACUUUUUUCAAAUCAAAGUUGACAUCCCACCCGAAUGCCGGAUCUACCCCAUUGAUUCAGACGAUGAGGAGGACGACAAUCCUGAUACAGUGCGAGGAGGUGUCAAAGAAAUCAUCUGUCCAUGGGAAACAGUCACCAAACAAGAUGGGGCUGGGUAGAAAAUUCAUAGAAGAGUCAUUGGAGAGGAAGGAAGUACAGUGAACCAACACUUGUGUCAUAAAUAUUUUGUCUUACAAGCCCGAGAAGGCUGUGGUUAGUAAUGUAUGAAGCAACCUCAUUUCUAAUUGACUUGUCUGUAAUUUCUGAUAGCUUUUAGGUAGUGCCUACAUGUUAUUGUAGCCAGUGGAAUGACUUGGUUAUAAUAUGUUUAAAUAUUGGUUUUAUAUAUAUAAAUUCUUAUUCUGAUGCCAGCUCUAUUGUCACUGUUGUUUUAUGACAAGAAGGGGCCUUAUUUUGAGAUACGUGGGUUUUUUUUUAUUUUUUAUUAUUAUUUAUUUAGUGGUGGAAACAACGAUUUUGUACUUGGCUUGUUCACUGUUUUAUACAGCUACAAAACAUGCAUAAAUGUGAACUGCUUGGAGAAUGUUAUUUUCAUUGAAGUUAGACUAGUAAGGCAGUAAAACAGAAUGUGGAUGCACAUUUGCUGUCUUGAAUGUAUUGCCUUUAAAAUGUUUACAGUUCACUUCAGAAUGUGAAUUUGUUCGUUCCUCAUGGUAAACUUGUGUAA